AUGUUUCCGACCGUCGCGCCAUUCCCUCCGGUUCAGCCGCACCACCUCCACCACUAUCCUACCCAUGAUGCCCUUCACCAGCCCCCGUACGACCUGAAUGACCCGGCCUUCCCCGCCCGCAACGACCCCUCCAGACCUUUCUUCAACCCAUCCCGUUCACGCCUUCAACUGCCACAUCCCGUACAACGCCUAGAUGCUCGCGAUGCCUCCGGGUCUAGCUCAAACGGCCCGGGAGAACAUGCGCUACGAAGGAAGACCCCGAACGGCACCUUGGCCGCCGGCUACGAUGGAACUCUAGGUGAAUCGACUCUCCAACCCGCGACAAAGCACAUUUUGGUCUCGCCCAUGGACUCGGGACAAUUCUUCUCGCCGCAGGGCAUGCCGACCGAUACCUGGCAGCAGCAGAUCAUCGACCCAUCCGCCUCGAAACACAUGAACUUCCCCCCGGUCUUCAAGAAUGAGGCAGGUAACCCUAUUGCUCCCGGAGAAGUAGUUCAAGAUGUGAACGGCACAAGCUGGGUCCGCCCAGUGAAUUACCCGCCCGGGAUCGACUCAAUGCUUAACCAAAGCUUGCCUUUGCAGGCCUCGCAGCGGUUCCUACUACAGAAUGGCUCCUAUAUCCCGACCGUCCUUCCAGCGACCCUCCAGCCUUGCGUGGGGCCGACCGCGUCAGCAGGCACGGGCCCUUUUGGCCCGUAUUGGCCUGAUGGGGCCUAUAUACCAUAUCGCCCAGUGGCUUUUCGGGAGCCGCGCUUUGGAACGCCCGACCCGAACGCCCAGCCCUUUUAUGAUCUCAGUCAGCCAACGUUCAAUCAGCCUCAAGUCCCACUGGCCAGUCGGGCGGACGCAGGCUUUGCAUGGGGCCAACCUCAGCCUGGGAUGCCGACCCAGGACCCGAUGAUUAAAGCCCAUUUUCCUCCUCGUCACUCCGAACAAUUACCAUAUCACACCCGAGUCAGUCGACCCGUAUCAUCAUACUCAUCAAAUCCUUUGCAUAAUGAACAAAUGUCAUGGAACAAUACUCGUCCGGCACCAUUUCAAGCUCCAGGGCCCACCGUCCCGGCCAAUGUGGAGUUCAAGGAGAAGAUCUUGUCGUGGGCCCAUGGGGUAUAUGUCGACCUCCUUGCAACCAUUCACCACGCUCGUCGCAAUAGUAUGUCAAAUGGGGGUGCCGAUGGCCAGAACCCACGUUUCUUGAAACCAAGCAUCUAUCCCAAGCCACCUCGUCAGCCGGGGCUUGAUUUUUCACAGACUACUCCUCCCGAAAUUACUCGUCAUAACAGCUACCCAUCUAGUCAACAUGAUAUACAACGACAGAAAUUUGGCUUCCCGAGAAUUAACGAUCCCUACUCCAAUACUGUACUACCAAGUCAUGGCCAUAAUCGACGGCCGUCAUUAAAUCAAUUUACCCAACACUCUCGUGCAUCGGACACACGAAUGCAUGAUGUCGGACGAAUUACUGGAGCACCACGAUUUUCAACCUCUCUCUUUAAUGAGGGCUCUCCAGUCGCCAACGCCAAAUCAGCAUUGGAAAUGCUAUCUCACCUCUGCCAUGAAAGUCAUUGGGAGUGGAUCGAUGGCAUGCUGCUUGGAGGCUGUCUAGCUUAUGGGUUGGGAGAUUAUCACAAAGCCAUGCGGUGGUAUUCGCGGAUUAUUGCACGAGACUCUUCACAUGUGGAGGCUAUAUCUAACCUAGCAGCAACUUUGUUCGCCCUCGACCGACGCGACGAAGCUGAGCAACAUUGGUUGCGUGCUGUCAAAUUGCGUCCGAGCUUCUUUGAAGCCGUGGAGCAUUUGAUAGGGCUCUUCUGCAGUAGCCAUCGUGGUCGAGAGGCGGUCAAUAUCAUUGACUUUGUACAAAACUCGCUGCGCCAUCCAAAGGAUGGAGAUUGCUUCAAAACGGAUGAGCAUGCCAGUGAGCCGGAGAGUGACGCGGAAAGUAGCGUAUCAGAUGUCUGCAUGUACGAUAAAGUAUCUUUCGACUACGAUGAUGACAUGGGACGUGUCCAGAGUUUGAAUUUGGACUCUACCGAUGCGACUCCAAUUGGCUUCGCAACCAGUGGCUAUGCUAUCCCUGGCUCAGAUAAUGGGCGGAUGCUCGCACUGGUCCAUGCCAAGGGCAAUAUGCUUUAUGCCCUCGGUGACAACGCUGAGGCUGCUGGAGCCUUUGAGGAUGCCGUUUUGAUCGCCGCCGGCAGAAGGCGACAUGGCAUCCAGAGCCUCAUCAAGCAAAUCUUUGCUGCUUUCUCCCAUGGCGCAGGCACUGCAUACCAACCUGAGGAGGCCAAUGAGAGUGUCCUCUUGUAUCCGGAUAGAGCUCUGCAAACGUCGAAACUUGUGUUUUCUAGCAAUGGGACCCCGCCCGGUCUGAAGUAUGUGGCAGAAGGCAUUUCACGAAAUGCGGCGGUCUCGACCACUAGCAACUCUUUACUUUCAUUGGCAAAGAUCUAUCAAGAUGGCAUGGCGACUGUGUCAUCUGGAGCGCUGAGGUCCACGCCUGGCGUUAGAGAUAUUUUGGCUCUUUACUACCUUUCACUUUCCCUCCAGCCAAGUCCAUCUACAGCGAACAAUGUUGGUAUCUUGCUCGCUGGUAUUCAGAACAAUACCCCAGCCCGUGGACUUGUGCGUCCCAAUGGGGAGAGUCAACACCCAGAGAUCCCUGGCGUGCUCCCUGGAAGCGGUAUCUCACUGGCAUUGGCUUACUACAAUUACGGACUGCAUCUUGACUCUCGUCAUGCGCAUCUGUACACCAACCUUGGUAGUCUUCUGAAGGAUAUUGGUCAACUCCAUGCUGCUAUCAAGAUGUAUGAGCAAGCAGUUCAGUGUGAUGGCAACUUCGAUAUCGCAUUGGCCAACCUGGCAAAUGCCGUCAAGGAUUCCGGCCGAGUCAACGACGCCAUUAUCUAUUACAAGCGUGCUGUCAAGGUGAAUCCAGAGUUCGCCGAAGCAGCUUGUGGCUUGGCUAACGCGUUGAACUCGGUGUGUAACUGGGUUGGUCGUGGUGGCAUUGUGAAUGGACGUGGCUUCCAUGAUCGAUGGCAUGUGGAUGAAAAAGGCAUGCUUCGGGACGCCCAGGCUAAUGACACGGGCGCUGGUUGGAUCAAGCGUGUUGUGGACAUUGUUGACCGGCAACUUCGCGAAGGCGAAUACUGGGGUCGGGGCUUAUUGACUCAGAGCACGACUGAACAGCUGUGUGCGCAAUUGGUGACCGCCUUGGAAUCAAGUCCCACAGGGAGUCGGAGAUCAGCUCUGGCUAAGGUCCUCAAGUCAUGGGCAGGACAGAAAUGGGAGGGUUCCCGCAUUGUUCGGCUUAUUGAACGUGCUAUCCGAGCUAUUACGUGGCAAUGGUACCAAGAUCGCUAUGUCUAUGGCAAAGACUAUCCUGCAUCUAAGUACCGCCGGCCUCAACUCCCUGCUGCUUUGAGUGCGCCAAAUGCGCCUACCGUUUUGCCCUUUCACACUUUCACCUGUCCGCUGUCCGCGAAACAGAUCCGUCAGAUCUCACAGCGUAAUGGUCUCCGGAUCUCAACCUCGACGCUGCGAUUGCCCUGGCUGCCGACUACAGUAUACCGUCCUCCCGCACCCCCGAACCCAGCUCUUCGAGUUGGCUAUGUGUCGUCUGACUUCAAUAACCACCCUCUGGCCCACCUCAUGCAGUCAGUGUUUGGGCUGCACAACCCCAAAAAGGUGACGGCGUAUUGCUACGCCACCACUGCCAGUGACAAGUCUAUUCACCGCCAACAAAUCGAAAAAGAGGCACCAGUCUUCCAUGAUGCCAGCGCGUGGCCAGUGGACCGCUUGGUUCAGCAGAUCGUUGACGAUGGGAUUCACAUUUUGAUCAACCUGAAUGGGUAUACUCGCGGUGCUCGUAAUGAGGUGUUUGCCGCUCGGCCUGCACCAAUUCACAUGUCUUUCAUGGGCUUUGCGGGAACCCUGGGCGCGGAGUGGUGUGACUACAUCCUUGCAGAUCAGAUUUCGAUUCCUAGAGAGACUUUGAGUCCUGCACGGCGCACCACGCGCAUUGAAGAUCGUAUUCUUGACGAAGACAAUGGGGAGGAUCUUGAGAACUGGGUUUACGGGGAAAAGAUCGUCUUUACACGGGACACUUUCUUUUGCUGUGAUCACCGACAGAGUGCCCCUGAUGCGGGAGAACGACAUCUCUCGUGGGAUGAUGAGCAGAUGCGACGGUGGCGAAUGCGGAAGGAAUUGUUUCCCAAUCUGAGCGAUGAUACUAUCAUCCUUGGGAAUUUCAAUCAGCUGUACAAGAUUGAACCCACCACAUUUCGAACGUGGUUACGAAUUUUGGCGCGCAUUCCUAACGCCGUCCUGUGGCUGCUGCGAUUCCCGGAAACAGGUGAACAGAAUCUACGGGACAUCGCUAAAGCAUGGGCGGGCGAGGCAACAGCAUCGCGAAUUAUCUUCACGGAUGUGGCACCGAAGAAUACACACAUUGCACGGGCAAAGGUUUUGGAUCUAUUUCUCGACACACCUGAGUGUAACGCACACACUACGGCUACGGAUGUCCUGUGGAGCGGGACGCCGAUGCUCACGUACCCGCGAUACAAGUAUAAGAUGUGCUCCCGCAUGGCAAGCAGUAUUCUCACGAGCGCGCUUCCGAACACAGAGGACGGGAGGCGAGCCCGGGAGGAACUGAUUGCCUCUUCUGAUGAUGACUAUGAGAGUAAGGCCAUUCAGCUUUGCAUGGAUUUGCAGUACGUGGUUGGUGGGGGAGGCCGAGCGACCGGUCGGCUGGCGAAUAUGCGACAGAUGCUGUUUUUGCAGCGAUACACGAACAAGCUCUUUGAUACGGCGCGCUGGGUGCGUGACCUUGAACUUGCGUAUGAGGCUGUAUGGGCGAAAUGGGUGAAUGGCGAAGAAGGCGAUAUCUGGUUAUGA
Molecule: messenger RNA, 4896 nt
Organism: Penicillium pulvis
Lineage: Eukaryota; Fungi; Ascomycota; Eurotiomycetes; Eurotiales; Aspergillaceae
Exons: 3
Coding region: 1-4896 (1631 amino acids)
Biological process (GO): protein O-linked glycosylation
Molecular function (GO): protein binding; glycosyltransferase activity
Source: RefSeq, a predicted model, not a curated record